Molecule: messenger RNA, 1164 nt
Organism: Cordyceps fumosorosea ARSEF 2679
Lineage: Eukaryota; Fungi; Ascomycota; Sordariomycetes; Hypocreales; Cordycipitaceae
Product: dimethyladenosine transferase
Exons: 2
Coding region: 1-1164 (387 amino acids)
Biological process (GO): rRNA methylation
Cellular component (GO): mitochondrial matrix
Molecular function (GO): rRNA (adenine-N6,N6-)-dimethyltransferase activity
Source: RefSeq, a predicted model, not a curated record
AUGGCCAAAAUCAAGACCCCCAAGCGCGGGGGCGCUUCCAAUACCCCUUACGAACGACCGAGCCAGUCCAGCAGCAACGGCAACAGCAAAUCCGCCAAGAACAACGUCUUCAAGUUCAACACCAAUUUUGGCCAGCACAUUCUCAAAAACCCUGGCGUGUCAGACGCCAUCGUGGAAAAAGCAUACCUCAAGCCUACCGACACGGUGUUGGAAGUAGGUCCAGGCACCGGGAACCUGACUGUCCGGAUCCUGGAGCGUGCCAAGAAGUGCAUCUGCGUCGAGGUCGACCCGCGCAUGGCGGCCGAGGUGACGAAGCGCGUGCAGGGCACGCCGGAGCAGCGCAAGCUCGAGGUCCUCCUCGGCGACGUCAUCAAGACGGAGCUGCCCGCGUUCGACGUGUGCAUCUCCAACACGCCAUACCAGAUCUCCUCGCCGCUCGUCUUCAAGCUGCUGUCGAUGCCGAACCCGCCGCGGACGUCGGUGCUCAUGUUUCAGCGCGAGUUCGCCCUGCGCCUGACGGCCCGACCCGGUGACACCCUCUACUGCCGGCUGUCGGUGAACGCGCAGUUCUGGGCGCGCAUCACGCACAUUAUGAAGGUGGGCAAGAACAACUUCCGGCCGCCGCCGCAGGUCGAGUCCUCGGUGGUGCGCAUCGAGCCCAAGGUCGGCAAGGACCGCCCCAACGUCAGCUGGGACGAGUGGGACGGCCUGCUGCGCGUCUGCUUCGUGCGCAAGAACAAGACGCUGCGCGCCAGCUGGCUCGGUACCAAGGAGGUGUUGGCCAUGGUCGAGCGCAACUACCGCACGUGGUGCGCGAUGAACGGCGUUGCCGUCGAUGACAGCCUGGUUGAAGACGGCGGCGAUGAGGAGGAGGAGGAGGAUGUGGCGAUGGACGGCGGCGAGGAGGACGGCGGCAUGGACGUCGAUGGGGAUGAUGAUGAUACGCCGGCGUUUUUCAAGGAAGUGGCCGCCGCGAAUGCCGCGCCGGCCAAGACAAAGAGCCGGCGCAAGAAGACCAAGGUGGCCGAGCUGGUCAGGGAGAAGAUCCGCAAAGUCCUCGAGGACGUGACGGAGCUGGCGGACAAGCGUGCGGGAAAGUGCGACGAGACGGACUUCUUACGGCUACUGUUUGCGUUUAACGAGGAGGGGAUUCACUUUUCCUGA